CCGAGGAUGAGUUUUUACAGAAUAAAACCUGGUCUUCAAAGUCAGACUUUCAGUAACGAUAAAAUUAAAUUGAUAGACCUGUUAUCAUAAUUGAAGAUAAUUAUGGAAGCUGGAAGGUCAAACGACCCAGAACACAUUUUGUUUGAAUGUGAUUUGAGAUAUUUGAUAAGGCAAGUCAAGGUAGAGCGAUACCGUGUGUUUGGAGUCCUCAUUUUAUCCCCAUACUUGAUCCUAACUGUUUUAAACUCGCUUUUAUGUGACUGCAUACCUGUACUUAUUCUGCCAGCAGCUCCACGCGAAACGUUUGUUCCUGACAAGGCUAAAUCUAAAAUUCGGAUGAACAGGAUGCACACCUGAAAUCAAAUACAUAAAUAAUAUCACUACGUUAUUUUCAUGAUCGGUGCAGCCGAACUUUUAAUACAGCUAGCGGUACACAUCAAUUACGCCAAACAAUAAGCUUUACGGUGGAAUUUGAAAAAUUAUGGUGUUCCACUUUACCACAGAGCUGAUGAAUUUCUUUAUAGCUUGAAAAAAUAUGUCAGCUUAUCGAAUGUAUCGUUUACUUUAUCAAAAGUUUCAUUUCUACAACUAUUGUAUAUAUAACAUUCAGGGAAGAUUUUUCAGUAAAUCAAAUUAUAAAAUUACUACAUUAUUUGAAAAUGCAACAAAGCAGGAUAUUUCGAGAUCAUACAUUAACUCUGUUUUAUCACCAUUAGGUGAUUUUACUGUUUCAGUUAGUGAUUGUAGAGAUAUGAACAACAACUUACCUUCAACUCACUUAUCAUUUUGGCCUUGUCUUCUGAACUACGCUAGUUAUCAUGAUUGUCCUGAAUUAAGAAGAUCAUUAACCAACUACAUUUUGAGUGAUAUAAAUGAACAUAGCAAUGCUACAUUAAUGUGUACAUUAAAAUUGUUAGGCAUUCAAGAACGUUAUACUGAAUUCAAAAGUUUGUACGACUAUUUUUUGCUUCGAUUAAAUGCCGUAGAAAAAAAAGUUUUUCAAAAUGAUAUAGCGAAAUCGGUCGCACGGACACCGUUUUGGAGAGACACACCUGAAUUAUUAUUCUCUUCAGAAACGAAAAAAUGUGAUAAUUCAGCAAUUUAUGAACAAAUGUGUUCUUCCGCCUUAAAAUUUGAUACUAUCUCUUCUUUUUUUGAAUGUAUGCACAAACUAAGUGGUUCACCACGAGAAAAUGUUUUCUAUGAAUUUUUUAAUAAGUUAAAUGGGCUAGAAGAAGAAGAAUCUGUUCGUUUAGUUAGUCAGUUAUUUCAAAUAAUGCAAACACAUCGAUGGAUAAUUACUUAUGAGAUUGCUGAAUGUAUUCAACGUUGGUUUGCAAAUUUGAAGCAUGAACGUUGGUCAGGAGUUUUAUCUGCAUUUGUUAAUAGGUUAGUUGUUACUAAAUUAUUAUGAAUCCGCUGUCAAACCGUAAAAUUUCUAUAGAGGCUAUUUAUGUUCAGUAUGUAGAAAAAGUCUACCACCACCAGACAUGUCACAGUUUCAUUUUCCCCAAAUGGCUGAUGCAUUUUAUGAAACAGUGAUAAAGGGGACAGAUAUUGAAAGUUUAUAUCUAACAGCAACAUCGAAUGAAGUUAUGACUCUAAAACGAUUUGUUGAUUCUCAAAGUGAACCCUUAGAUUGUAUUAUCGAUUUUAUGAAUCUUAUGAAUAUGCGCAAAUUUCUCUCUUCCGAUUCGUCAGGAUUGCAGGUUGCUGAGGUAACUUUAAUUUGCCCAACAAGUAACUCAGCAAUUUUAACUAUUUUCAUUGUUUACUGAAGUUCUCAGUACAAAUUAUCAUGUACAGGUUUAUGUACUCAGUGUUUAGCUACACUAUAUCGUGUAGAAGUUAAUAAUAUAAUCCUUAUUCUGAAACCGAAGCGAGUGGAUCAGAGUUCGAAUACACCACAUGCAGGUUGAACAGAAAUUACUUUACCUACUAAGCUACCACUCAAAUAUUAGUAGUUUAGUAUUUGACUUUAAACCACUAAAGUGUGACUGUGAAAAAGUUAUUGAUGUUUGCAUUUAAAUAUAUGUUUUAUAUUUAGUUCAGUAACCUGAACUACUAAGUUAUCAUCCGUGCUUACAUAAACUAGUAAUUUAACCUUUACAGCCAAUAUUCCUGCUAGUAAAAAGGGUUAUAUUUUCAAGAUAAUUGGUAUUAAUUUUUGAUGUUGACUUUGUCUGUUUCUGUAUCCGACAAAUAACAUACAUACACAAGUAAUAAGCUCCCAAGUAUUCAAACCACGCUAUUGCAGCAGUUCAUUUAGUUUCUAUUUAUUAGUAUGAAUCUUAUAACUAACUAGAUAUCUUGAUUAAUCUCAGUUAGACAGUCAGUCAAUGGUUGAAGAAAAUGACUCAGCUCAUUAAGUGUCGGCGUUACAAACUACUGUUCAUGUUCCACCUAAAUCUUUAAUAUCAUUUUAAGCACUGUCAUUUGAAGUCCUUGAAUAUAGUUGGAUAGUGAGUAUUAGCGGAGUCCAGGACGCGUGUUUCGCCAUAUUCAGGAGUCGUUAUUUAGAUGUACGUGUAUUCUAAUAUAGGCGUUCGAACCGUGACUCAAACCCAGCAUCUCGCUGAAAAAAAACAUGAAUUAUUUGCAAUAUUGAAGCAAUCCGUUCAAGGUGGAAAUAUGUUAAAGUAGACUGAACACUCAAACUUUCAACAACAGGAAGAUUCGAACACUUACAAAAGACCAUUAAAAGUCCUAAAAUUGUUGUCUUCAAGCUUUCUAUUACUUGUGUACAUCGUUUUUACUUUUGUUUUCUGUUCUGAUUUUUAAUAUAAUGUAUGACUACUCGGAUAUUCACCUACAUUAAGGUAUUACGCAGCCUCUCUCUCUGACUUCUGCAAGUAACAGACAUCCAUAUUUUUAUACUAAGUACAAAUAAACUAUUAAUUACUGCUGAUCUAUUUCAAUGACUUAUAAGAAUCAUCAUGCUUCAAAUAUUUAUAAUUUAGUUAGUUCCCUUUUAAAUUGUGUAAUGAUUUUGACAAUUCACAAGUCAUUUCCACAGAAAAGCCAAGUUAGUUUAUUUCAGCAUGGUAUUUAACUUAAUCAUCAAUAUCCUGGUUAAUAUGUAAGACGGACUAACAAACCGGUUUUGUUCUUGAUCGGUUAUAGUUAUCAGAAAGCAGUCACUAUAUGUAGUUGUUCGGGAUACUAUAUUCCCCAAAACGGCGUAAAGCAUUGAAGCUAACAGCUAGUUCGUGAACGAAAUUAAAUCCAGUCGUUAGAACGGAAUAUCAUUAUGACAGAAAAGCAGUAACUGUGUAUCCAAAGCUAAUUGAUUAUUCAUAUUACAUUGUCAUAUGUAAUACCUAAGCUAGUCUGUCUAGUGCUUUUACAUUUCAUUCGUCUAUCCGGCUGUUCCGGAUUUUACAUCCCCCAAGACAACGUACAGUGAAAGAAAUCAAUCUUAAUUAUUCACAUUGAUUUGAGAUGAUUUUCUCUCAGUUAACUCCAACAAACUGCCGUAACUUCUAUUCAUUAAAUUUCAGUAUCUGCCAGUUGUAUCAGUUAUUUGAUUCUCAAUAGACUUUCGUUGUAAUGAUUACUUCACUAUGAUUUUGUAUUCGGUGACAAUUACUUAGGUAACAAAACUCUGUAACUAAUAGUCACUGAGUCGAUAUAUAACUGAAUUGGCUUGGACGUAAAUCCAAUCUCAUCAAAUAAACGUUCUUAAUAAGAUGUGAUUUAUGGAGUAGUUGAAGACGGGGGGCAGGUCUGAAGCGAGUAAGAGUGUUUUGUAUGGUAUCACAGUUAUCACUAUUUAUUCUACAUCAAUAACAAUAGGGUAACCUAGUUUAAUGGCCACCUCCGCACUACUCAAGCUUUUUUAUCUCAUCAUGAAGAUACUGUCAUCAGACUGAGUUGACUGGUUAGUAAAAUGAAACAUUUAUUUAUCUCACGAGUGUCUCAGGCUUCUUGUCACAAUUUUUGCUCACUUUUUUAUGAAAUUGUUCUUUUCAUAAUCUGAUGCUUGACAAUUGAUGUUAUUUAUCUUUCUUUGAUUUUGUUGCUCUUGUAUCGUCAAUCUGUAUAGUAGAUUUACGAAUACGUCCUUUUUGGUAAAUAUCUCAUUUUAUUAUUAAGUUCAAGUGGUUCUAUUACAGUAUUUGGAUUUGAAAGCACUAGGUUUUUCGGAGUUUCCUCAAUAAAUCUCUUGAUUAAGGUUUUAAUGUAUAUUGAAAUCAACGAUAUUAUCAUGGCUUUUUAAAUACUCAUAAUAUUCACGAAUCCUUGGAGCCGUCAGUAGUACAAUAACCAACGUAUUUGUAAUCACAGUUUUUGAACCUUAAGUUUGGGUCUUUAUUUUUCGCUGCAGAUAUUUCUCAGUGACUUUUAAAUCAUCCAAAACUAUUGCGUUGUGAAUUUGUCUAACAAACCAGUGCAAGAUUGUGGUAACUAUCUAGGGAACAGAAAGUGGAAUACUUCGUUCCUCAUUACCAUUAUAUUCCACGUAAUAUAACAAAUUAGCACUUGGAAAAAGUUAUGCUCUUCCAAGCGGCUGCACAUCUCAACACAAAAAUGUUUUGAGACAGAUCAACAAAGAUUUCAAUCUUCGGCGUUUUUGUUUUGUCAGUAAAGGGAAUACAAUCAUACGUAAAUCAGAGUUUUGGAAUCCCAUUAAAAUGUUAGGAAAUCAGUUGGGUAUCUCUGUUCAAAAAUUCUGUACAAAUUCUUCAUCAGAAGACGAUGUAUUCCUCCUCUAUAUGGCGAUGAAGUCUGGGCCACAGUGUUAUAUAGUAUCUAAUGAUGAAUUCAAACAAUAUCGUUUUUCAUCAGGUCCAGAACUUGGAGAACAAAUUUCUCGGUGGCAGUCUCUCAGACAACUUGUACUACAACCUCGUGGUCGGAUAUACCAAGUAAGACUAGUUUUGAAUGCAAGUUCGUCUUAAGAUUCUGCACAGCUUUUACUAUUGCUAACUAAUAAUUUCAAAACCAUUAUUACUGCAACUGCAUACCAAUCUAAUUACUUCGUGUUCCUAGGAAUUCUUUUAUUAGGAAGUACAAUAAUAAUACAUGUAUAACAACUGAUUUAGUAUUUCAUUGUAGCUCGAUCAUAUUGAAGUUGAUUUGUAUAAUAUGGAGUCGUUUUCUCAAGGAUAUUUUUACCAACUCACUAUUUCGGUUGCUGAUUUAUGUACUCUGCUUUCAGGAGCUAAUUUCUUGGUGCUAACGUGUAACCUUAAUUUUACUGACUUAAUCAAACUGUAAUAGUCUGAGGAGCUAUGUUGCUUUGAAAAUUUGUUCUUUUAGGUCGUAUCAUGCUAAGCGGAUCUUUUGGGGGCUGGGACGGUGAUGAUUAAAUCAACAAAUUCAUUUUCCAAAAGCGAACCCGUACUGCUAGCUGCACUGAGGUGUGACGGCUGUAAGGUAUUUCCCUCCGGCAACGAGCAUUUUCCCUGAUUCUACCUUCUCAAAAUGAAGGGAGGAUUUAGAAAAGAUCGACCCUUAAUAUGUCCAACCUUGCCUUUCCCCAUAGAAUCGGACCUCCUAAUAAGUUAUAUGCUUCCUCAGUGUGGGCAUCAGAGAUAUGAUCACUCUUCUCAUACUUCUAAUAACAUGACUGGACAAACCGUAUCUUCAUCACCAAAUAUUACUUCUAGUCUGAUAUAUUGGAUGGUUUAAAAUAUUCCUCUCUCUCUGCAGUAUUGUAGUGAACAGAACAGGGGUGGGGACAAUCGGAUUGUAUUUAGCCCAAAAUUACAGUUACUCGGUAAGAUAGAAAAACCAUAUAGUAAAUCGUUAAUUUGCAAAAUAUCAAUCCAUCAUAUCAAACCGGACUGUUCCUGUUGUAAUCAUCAAUCCAUUGUCUCACAUUUCAUUGUUCAUGCGUUUUCUUACAAAUUGCAUUGUGUUCCCGCUCUUCGUUUCUUGAUCUUCCCCAUCAUCUGCUGCCAGACGUUACUUUUUUAACUCGCGCCGAAUACUACUUACAUCAAUAUAAGUAGCACGCACCACAGUAUUAUAUGGUAGUACAAUAAUAUGUUAAAACUGGUCUGGAUGACCGAGGUUAUAAUACCGCCAGAUUGAAUACUUGAGCGAUCCACUAUACACAGAAUAGAUCACAUGAUAUCAGAUGCACGAUUGACGACCAAGGAUAGAGAAUCAAAGUAACACUAAAUAAUACUUUAUUUCACACAAUUACAAGCAUUCACUUUUAGUGAGUCCGGAGUAGAAAUCAACAAUUACACAUUUCACAGAUUAAAAUCAUGAGUCAAUUGAAGCUAGACCACCAUGGAAAACCUGGAAGCACUAGACGGCCGUUUCGUCGUAGUAUGGGACUCCUCAGCAGUGCUCAUCCACGAUCCCGCACCCCGGUGGUGUUCAACCAGGUCUGUUGUGAGAUAUCAGCUCACUCAAGACAAUGGUGUACGGUGGCGCAACUUCGUGGAUUGGUUGAAGUUAGACAUUAACACCAUUGGAUACCGGCUCAGUGGCCUAGUUGAUUAAGCGCCUGGCGCGAGACUGAUGGAUCCCGGGCUCGAAUCUCGCGAGGUGCGGGAUCGUGGAUGCGCACUGCUGAGGAGUCUCGUACUAGAACGAAACGGCCGUCCAGUGCUUCCAGGUUUUCCAUGGUGGUCUAGCUUCAAUUGACUCAUGAUUUCAAUCUAUGAAAUUUCUAAAAUCUCCACAAACCCCUUCUGAUAAUUACAUAUUUGAUAGCCAGUAAGUUGCGUGCCGCUUUGACCCACACUCAGUGACUAAUCAAAUUUAAUUUCACUAUCAAACACCAUUCUUCCUCUAUUAAUCCUGCUCCAUCUACUUUUUCAACGUGUUACAUCAACUCUAAAGAUUCGAUUCAACAAAAUGCUGUACUAGGUCGUCCGAAACCGUUCUUUAGUGCUUGAACUCUGUGUAAAACCGAACAUCACUCGUCACUAAGAUGAGAGCCUCGUGCUAUUGAUGUGUGCUGUGACUCUAAACACUCAUAUGGUCAUUCACUUGACCUCACCAAACCACUAUGGAUGCUCAGAAAACCGGUGGUCCCUAGUAAGCACAAAUUUUACGCAUAAAGAUACUGUGUAAUCUGAGGAUCCCAAAAAUCAACACAACAGUGAGGACAAAUAAGUGAAAUUCCCAACAACUAUUGUUAGAGAACAUCAACAGAAGACUGGCGCUCCUACUGCUGUGCAUGCCUGUAUCUCAAUCAUGCCUUAGCGAUAGCUUUAGUGGACAUAAAGAUGUUACAGAAAGACCUAGAUAUAAGUUCGAAGACCUAAAAUGUUAAAGAUGCAUUUAAGGAAGAAUUAGCUGAGUACCUAAAGGAUCUUGCAGCAACAAAUUAUCAUUACCAAGCCUUGGAGAGAUAUGUGACAUCUAUCAACAGCCUGAAUCAAAUGGUUAAGAAAGACUAGUGGACUUCGGUGCCAUUCGUAAAAACUACCAACUAUCCCCAUUUUCAUACACAUAGUUCUUUUUGUUAUCUUGAAGAGAGCAAGAACGAAGAUUUAUGCAGAAUAAUAUGAAUUCAUUUUGUUUCAUUAGGUUCUUAUUAGCUGCUUACAACCUAUAAUAUUUUAAAAUCAACGUUAAUUGAUAUACUCAUAAAUACGGAGGUGAUUAGAAAUAAAUAUGUGUAUCAUGAUUUAGAGUUAAUAAGGUCGUAAAAAUCUUGUUUCGGAUAAAUAAAGGAUGGGAGGGAAACUUCCUGAUCAUUAAAAUAAUGAUUAGAACUCUUGGAGUUAACAAAGACUAGAUGUGAUGGAGCAACGGAAAACAGAUUAAUGGUAAUAAAGAAAGAUAUGAAUUGAAGGCGAUCAUUUAAGACUUAAAGAAAAAUCACAAUGAUGCAAUCAAACUUCAGAAAAAGGCGAAAUGAUGUAAUAGAAAGGAUGUAAUGUUACCAGGGCAAAUAAAGAUUUAUUACUGCCUCUUUUUAGAUAAAUAGAUCUGGAUUCGGACGUUUGAUCGCUAUCGCUACGGCAAAUUUGAAAAGAUUGGUGUUUGUUUGUUAAUCACUUUAGAAGAUUUCAGUGUAUCGACUUCAUGUCCUGUGUCAAGUAGAUGUUGUGAGUGGCAUUACUGAAUGUAUCGACGAAUGACCUGAUUCAUGUUAACAAGUGUAGACUACCUGUCUGGAGACUGAGUGAUAUGGAUCUUAGUGACGCAGGUGCAUUCACUCUAUUUUCCCUCCUAUAUUAAAUCCCAGGAUACCAUCAUACAGUCUCCCAGUCUUUUCAAACCAUAUACCUAAGAUCUAACCCUUUUUUCUCAUUACUGCCACAUUAAUUGAAUGUUUUCUUACCUCGUGUUAAUGUGGCAUGGUAGCUUAUGCCAACGCAUUCCUAUGGCAGGCUCAAUUUUGUUUAUGUACAUCUAUCACAAUUUUUGGUUGCUGUGCAUACGUUUCCCAUGUUUCAAUUAUAAAAGGCUUCGUCCUUUAAUUUCUCGCCCAAAAGGAGUGGUACAGUUAAACACAUUAACUCCACCAUAGAAUGGAUCUCUACUUAUUAUUUAAACACGUAAAUAUUAGUACAAAGGCUUACCAAAAUUUGUAUGCUCCACAGAAAAAUGGGAGUGUGAAAAAAUGAAGAAACGAGGAUUUUAUUAAAAAGGAAUAAAAGUGAUUCGAAAUUAGUAUAUGAGUGUAAGAAAAAAUAGUGAUGAAACAAGCAGUUCGGUGAGGAAAAAUAUGACUGUAUAAGGACACUUGGAUUAUAACCAAUACGGCUGAACACACGUUGCUCAAUUUCGGCACCACUAACAUAAGGUUGCCACUGGAUGUCAGCAAUUUUAUUUUUGAAACAAUAAUUAGCAGACAGAGAGUCACUUAACAUGCUCAACUCGGAGAGGCAAGGUCUCACGAGCACAGCAAAACUACUCUCACCGGCGCGUCCUAUAUCCGAGAUUUUACAGCCAGACUAACAUCACGAAGGCGUCAGAGAUCGCUCACAUUAGCACAAGUCACUCUGGCUUUCACCACAAAUGAAUUGAUCUCAUCAUUCACUCCACCAUCAGCUCUUAUAUAGCUAACCAGAUAUACGGACUUCUCGAUAACUUCUGUCUGCUCACUACCCAGAAUAAGUGGAGGUUCAGGGUCCUGUCAGCCAUGCACUUAGAAGGUGACAAGCACAUGCCAUACCUACGGACGCUGGUUUCCAGCUGAAUAAGUGCGUAUUGCAUGGCUUCGCUGUUACCGCACAGUAAGACAAUAUCAUCCGCAUACUCAAGGUGGAAAAGUUCCUUCAGGCAAGAGAUCUACUUCGUCAUUACUUACGUUAAUCUGAGGUGUUUCCAGAACGUCAUCGAUGACAAACUUGAAGAGGAAUGGUGAGCUUGGGCAAUCCAACCUAACCCCACUGCUUGGAUGAAACAAUGGAAAGAGGUGGUUGUAUGUUCUCACUCUGUCUGAGUUGUUUGUAUAUAGGGCUUUCAAGAUGUAAAUGGACUUCCCAGGUACACCCUUCUUCAAUGGAUACUCCCAGAGUACAGCCCUGUCCAACCAAUCGAAGACGAUCCUAAUGCAAAGAAACAACGAUUGUUGGCCUGUGAUGAGUAUGACGAUGUUGUGACAUUUGGCGGAGGAUGAAUAUAUGGACCGUAUUUCCUCGAAUAGAAUCCACGAAGUUGACGGAAAUCGUGUAGAAUGAUAUGCCUCAAGGAGUUGUAAGUAGCUUGUAGAAAACGCAGUGCCUAUAAGCGGAACAUCUAGCGAACGCGCAAGCCACUUUAUUUGCCGUUCCCAUGGCAUCAUGUAAAUCCAGCCGGUGCUGGUCUAUACUUCUCUGUGAGGUGACAGCCAUCCUUGGACCUAGCCCGGUUUCAUACAUAAUUGCAAUAAAGGCUGCAUUUAACUUGGCUACAUCGAUCCGUUUAGGAAAAUAAAUUGUUAGCCAUUAAAAAUUAAUAUAAGAUUGGCGCAGACGAAGACAUGAUCAGAUCCCAGAUAAGUGCUCUAAAAGAAGCGGCGGUCUCCUACACAGCCACGACGGCAUUAGCUGACACCGAUGGGACCAAUCUGAGUCCGAGCUUGAGAUUUAGUGAAAGAACGCCAUGUACUACAUUGGAAAUGACUGUCGUGCCACCAGAAAAUUCCUGUAGGUCACAAAAACGAUUGGUUAGUGCAGUAUUCGUGUGAGGUUGUGACUUGAGACCGUUUAAGAAGAAAGACUUUCCACUAUAGGUGUGCUACCUAAUGAAUGUGAACAAAAUAAAAUAAACAAAUAACGUGAUCUAAAAAAGGACGAAUGGUACCGAAUAGUUCUCAUGAUGAUGGUUGGAGUGAGCAUAAUUUUCCCCAGUUGUCGGCACCAUUUGAGUUGUGUGAACUAGAAUUCUGCCCAGGUGCCCAAACGGUAGUAGGUGGUUUCCUUAGGGGGUCGCUGUCCGGCCCUUUGACCUGGAGGUCCGAUACACAAGGAGAUACAGCCUCAUGGUAACCAGUGACCAAGGUUAGGUUCAUACACCAUUUGUUUACUUAGUAUCCCUAGCCCAUAUGACCACUGUUUUGAAAUCAGAGUUUUCCAAUUCCCCUAGGUGAUUUCCCCGUACCACCAACCCGGCGAAGACUACAGACAUUCCCUUUUAGUCUACCAAAACGGAUGUUUCAUAUGCAAUAACCGGUGCGAGAGGGUAGUAAUUAGUGUUAUGUCCCAUAGCCUGUCAAAUAUCACGUGACGAAAUCACUAGUCAGAAUACCGACUAUAUGACUCUGUCCCUAUGUUAAACCAAUGAUAUGUUAACCAACUCUGUAUAGUAUCUACUUGCCUAGUCCAAAAUGUAAAAUCCAGCCUCUGAUAUAUCAAGCAUGUUUCAGACACAUGCGGUUUAUAUACAAGCAGACCAAACCGUAAAGCAUAAAAUGUAAGCUGAAGGUCUACCAGCGGAUAUGGACAGUCUCACCCCAAAUGCCCUGGUACGGCCAAUAUUGGGGAGUCCGCUCUCCCUGUCCAGGUGCUCUCACAUGGCCGUGCAUACACAGCCACUGCUAGGGAAGUCUUGCUCACUGUCUUAUCACGAGGAGGGGCGUUUACAAAAUUGAGAAGACAGAAACCCAACGUCCGGCGUUUUGACCUGGCUGAUCGAUAUGGAAAAUCCAUCUGGAAGAAAACGUGCUUCCAAAACAGUGGUGCACAUGACCUCCAGGAUCUUGAAGGGAGAAAUGGCGUGCGAACCUAAUAUUGGUCACUAACUACCAUGGGACUGUGUCUCCUUACGUUGCUUCACUGCCUAGUGGAUUAGACAUCUGGGUCAAGGGGUCGGGCUGAAACCCCCUAAAAUAACAUUUCGGUUUUAGCUUCUGGGCACUAUUCCAACCUUCACAAAAAUCGAAUGACGGAGUGUGGAACUUACAUAUUUAGUGCCUCUUUGUACCAGUUGUUUAAAUAAAUAAAUGGACAACCGGUGGUCUUGCAGUUUUAGUUGACACCAUAAAUUCCAGUUCGUUUUCAUCAUUACCUGGAUAAAAUUUUUAAAUAUAUUUAUUCAUUUUGUUUACAUGAAUUUACAUGUUAUCUUUCAGAAACCCUCAAAGUGUGACUUGUGUGUACAUGGUAACCUAGAAACCGGUUGGCACAUCCCUUAUUAUAAAGGGCACCACCAGAAAUUCCACACUGCAGUCGAUUCGUGGCUUUGUUUACAUCGUUUGAAAUAAAUUUUUGCGGCAAGACAUUCGUUUUCAUAGUUCAUACCCUGAAACAAUUUUUAAGUGUAAAUACAUAACAAAAAAUAUUUUGAGUUCAAGUUUACAUCAUAAUUUUCCUUUUAGUAGUUGUUCCAGUACGGUACUUCCCAGAAUACACCUAUUUUUUAAGUAAUGGCUUGUCCUAGUAUCACAUAACGAAGCUUGGACAAAUAAAUACUAGAUGUGUGGUUGAAUGUUGUAGUAGUGGUGAUGGUAUAUCGACUAUGCGUAGUUGGUGUAUGAUCAUCUUUGCUGCAUAACUAUUACGGGACAAAAUGGCUAAUGCAUCAUUCGAUAUCCUUACAAAAUGAACUGCGGUAAAUUAACGUGUUUAAACGAUAUUUUGCAGGUAACUACAUGUUGCUAGAUUUUAGUCAGUAAUACUGCUCUAGAUAUCCCGCUUAAUUCCUACCUAUUUUGUAAGACAUGUGAGUUGUGUUUUGCUAAUAGCUUAUAUUACCACUAAUAAUGUUACUACCUUCGCUGCUUUGGGAUUUGCCCUGACAGUCUGAUCUUGUGCAAAUGGAGUAUGGCUUAUUAAACCGAUGUACACACGUAUCAAGUUUUACUGACUACAAAUUUGGUUAAUACUGUCGCAAUUUUCGGCUCAAUUCGUCGGCAACUAAGAUCUAAUAGCUGCGUUUGCCACUGGAACGCAGGCCAAGGGAUUACAUCAACCAACUUAAGUUUAUUUACCCAAAAAUUUAGGAAGUUACAGGAUGUGACGAAUCGGCACAUGCAUUUACUAUGUUAUGUAUCUACCUUCAACCUUUAAAUUGUCAUAGAUACAAAAUCCUGUUCUAGAUGCUUGCUUCUGGACUGAUUUGAAUCAGUGGCUAGUCUAGUGUUACAGUGUAUUGCCUGUUUCACUUGUUCCAGAAUUUCCACCAGUAGUAUUGUUUCGGACAGUGAUGAAACCCAAGCACUCGUAAAAUUUGUUUCCCUGACUAUACAAGUUAUCUGUCAACCAGCAGUUCGUUUGAGAUAUGAUCUUUAAAAGUGGAUACAUGAAAUUGCUGUUAUUACAUAUUCCUCGAAGCACUGCUUGCAUGUGUUCGGAUCACCGUAUGAUCGGUGUUGAGGCAAAGUUUGAUGAACUUGAUAAAGACGUUAAACUGGUGCGUGACUGAGAUAGGCCCAGCUACACCCUACUCCUACCCUGUCCUUGGAUGUUUAAAGCUAUGUUGCAUCAUGAAUAUAGUAGUUAAUCUAUUUGCCUGCAGUAAAAAAUCGUAAUACUCUCCCAUUGAGUCACAAAGCUUAUUAUAAAGAUAUAUCUAUUCCUAUUACGAGCAUGUUAGUGUAUACCGAAUAGAAUAAAUUAGCCAGUAAACUAAACUUUUGAAGUAUAGAACGCGAACUUCAUGAACAUAUAUUUUUCUUAGAAACAUAACUAAACACAAAGUUUUACAUAAAAAUAACUUCUAACUGCCAAUAGAGCAUGAAUAAGAAAAACAGCGUGAAGGAGUACAUAGAAAGUAACAAAGGAAAUAAAUCGGGAUAUGCUACAGGAGGUUUAUUCAGUAAGUCACCGAUAAUCAAGAUACUAUAGCCAAUAAGAAUAAAAAGAAUGAUAAAUAUAGAGAUGAUAUUAUUACUGGUAGCACUAUUUUGUAAUUUCUUUUUCUCAGCAACAUGUUUAUCACUAUUGUUACUUUUAAGUAUUAUAAAACAGCCUAGAAUGGUAUGUAUACAUGUUAAACAUAAACUAGCCAAUUGUAAACCGUCCUUUUUAAAUAAUGGCCACAUACUAAGAGUAGAGCAUAAAGAGAACAAAAAUGACGAUAUGGGAUAAAAAGGUAGCAAACACAAAGCAGGGAUAGACACUAACAAAAUUGAUUUUUCAUGAACUUGGAAGGAAAAUAGGUAGAAAUUUAACGCACAUAGUGCUAGAGAAAUCAGAAAUUUUUGGUUUUUAGACUUCUUCAAUAAAACUAUACAAAAUGGAAGGCAUGUAGUCAGUACGAGCAGGACACUAACCCACACCAGUUUAGUAGACGAUAAGGUUAAGGAUGACGUAGGAAGUGAACGCCACUUUACUAGCGGUGAUGUAGCACACCAAAAAUUAGAUACUUUAUCUUCGUAAAUACCGCGAUCAAACGGAAAUAAACGUCGGACGACUUGAAAUGAAAGAUUCAAAUCGGUUGUUAGUAAAAACGGUGCAAAUAUCAAAAAUACUGUCAAGAAAACGACACAGCUCAGUCUAGCUAGAUGUGUUAUUCCACUGCGCACAGAUUUUCUGUAAAUACAGUUGCUUAAUAAAAAGAAAAAAAUUGGCAACGCAUGAUAUAGUUCCAUUUGUUUAUAACCUAUGGCUAAACAAAAUAAUAUAGAACCGAGCAUAUCCCACUCUAGGAGGAGGAAAUUAAUUCCGCUCAAAUAUAAACCAAGACUGAUACAAUUAUAUUGGAAGUGUCCAUGGUCAAUCAAUAUAAGACCAGGAUAAGUUAAUGUUAGGCAUGCUGAAUAAAAUCCACUAAUUUGUGACUUAUUAUUCAUAAUGCUAGGCAGAACAUAAUAAAAAUACAGUAAUACAGAAGGUAUAAAAAACAAUAAGUCAGCUACCAGUACAGUAUAACGCAUAAACAAUUUGUGCUCUUUAGAUUCGAAACCCCUCGAUGUGUACAACUGAACCCAAUCACGGUCAAUUAUAUUAGCUAGUUUACCCAUCAGCCAACUAUGAUAUGCCGUAACAGGUGGAUAAUCUAACCCCCAAUAAUUUAAAUCAUUAUGUGUUGAGUUGAUAUACCAUUCUGCGGAUGGUAAAUUAACGGUGAUUUCCAUCCAAUGACGUUGAGCUUCAUAGUCACCAUACAUGGGUGGUUUAUUUUCGCCGGAAUAUGGGUGUAAACUGGUAGAUGAGCGUAAGGCUAUUCCAAUGAACAUAGGUAGACAAAUUUUAACCAAGUUAUCGACAUUCACAUUUACCAUGACUGUUACGAUCCGUUGUACUAUAAAAUUGGAUAGAGAAAACCAAGUCGAUCGGUUAAUAUCUAAUGAGCAGUAAAACGCCGUUACUUAAUUACAGAUAUCUCAAGAUAAAUGAAAUACUACAAUAAAUACUGGGAACUUUUUGGAAGAUAUUUUGGAUCAGAGUCACUAGUAAACGUUAACUUACCAACAAUAAAACAAGUUUUGCGUAGCAUAAAUGAUCACAUUAGGCAUAAAAGUCAAUUUUAGUUGUUUAUAGACCAUAUACCUUAGUUUCAUGUAUAUUAUAAAACCACAACAAUCCCAAGUCUUCGAACAUUUCAGUAUCUUACUCGAAAUAUUCAUUUUCAACGACCAACCACUAAAAACCUACUUAAGCACGUGUACGUAAUUGCUGUCCUUCAAGAGCAAUUUCUUCUAGGUACAUUAAAAACGUAAAUUUGAUAAUAGAAUAAUAGAUGAGUAAAUUUGAAAUACUAUCUCACAAGAGCAUAGGACAUAGUACUAAUAGUAUAAGUUACAUUUUCUAAGUUUAUAAUUCCUUGUUCGCUUUACAUGAUGGCUUUUCAGCUUACGGGAACUAGUUGUUACACACCGCAUACUAAGAUAGGAAAAUGUGACGAGUCAGGAACAGUUUAUUUACCCUUGCACAAAAUGAGUAAAUUUUAAUAUUCAAAUAGUUGUUACUACCUUAAUAUUCGUAGGGAAAACGUGCUUCGUGAAGUUGAUGAGUGCUAUCCCAUUGAAAGUAGUAGCAGAGAGUGGAAACAUGGAAUGAUGAAUGUAUUUCUAGCAAAAUCUAACACACAAGUUAUAUGACUUGUGAUGCCAGAUAAUUUGUGAGUAAACUGAAGUCGGAAGUUUAUCUUCCAGUUUCUGGGUAGUUAAAACAAACUGACUGAUAACAUUAGGUGGGUUAGGAGUAAUUAAACACACAUUCAUUACUUCAUUGUUGUUGGAAAUGAUCGCAAUAGUGAGCACACCAACAGCUCCCACGAACAAUUAACAAUUUCAGGAUACCUACUAGUUGUAAACAGAUAAUUUUGUACAAAAAUUAAUUUUUGUGUCCGAGUAUGGAAAUGAAAUCCAGCUAGCGACUAAGUGAGGGGAAACACACAUAGAAGGGAUAUUGGAUCGCCACUAGAAGACACGCCACGGGUUGACAUAUCAACUGGAAUACUAACUCUUUUCACUGAGGACAGGAUGAAAAAAAUCGUUAGUUUGUAUGGAGCUGCCGAUUCGCAAUUCGCCUUUCCAAUCGAAUCUAAAGAGGCAGAUUAGGGAAUCAGUGCACAGAGGCUGUUACAACUAAGCAACCAUCUCACGACUAUGUAGAAAAUCUCUCCCUCCGUGGUAUGUUUCAGGCUAGAAUUUUCGUGAUUACGGCGAGACCCUAAUCUAUAUAUGGGGUUUUCAUCACAAACUGACAUCAGCUCCCGAGCUCCCAAUUUCGGGGAAAACUUGGCACAUUUUGGGGAAAUUCCCCAAAAUUCCCCUUUAACCUUGGUAAAGGUCAUCUGACUUCGAGAGUUUGCCCAAAGUUGGGAGCUCGAGCUAUAAGGCCAGAAAUUUAUUUAACUAAGUGCAUGAAAGGCUAUCGCGUUGAACCCAGAGAUUUAUUAUCUUAUACCUGACUGAUUCGUCCACAAAUGAUAGUCUUGCAGUUUUAUUUGUUAUAGCCGCUCAAUUACCACGUUUUUUACAAAAUUCCGUGUGAGCCGACCAUACGUCAGCAUUAAGCACUGAAGUUGGCGCUGUAACCUUGAUAUCUCUAAGACGCUUCUGAUUGGUUCGUCCAUAAAAUAGUCUCGCCAGGUGAACAUAGAAGACAUUUAAAUGUUCAAUCGAGCAAUUGCGUUGUGACUAUAGAGUGUGAUCAACGUUAAGUGUUAGAGAUAGCGGUCACGGUUAGAGUUCGUCUGAAUAGUUUAGGUUUAACUAAAUAAAUUACAUGUUUUCUGUGAACGAGGAUAUACUCAGACUUUGUUUGCUCCUACGUAAUUCCAGUGCAACAGCAAGCUUAUUUAAAACAGCCCUCUAAUGAGUUGUU
Messenger RNA from Schistosoma haematobium, 16613 nucleotides. RefSeq lists its product as uncharacterized. Gene Ontology annotation, biological process: tRNA 5'-leader removal; mitochondrial tRNA 5'-end processing. Bases 536 to 1414 code for a protein of 292 amino acids. The transcript is spliced from 7 exons. Gene Ontology annotation, molecular function: ribonuclease P activity. Gene Ontology annotation, cellular component: mitochondrial ribonuclease P complex. NCBI's taxonomy places the organism in Eukaryota, Metazoa, Platyhelminthes, Trematoda, Strigeidida, Schistosomatidae. The record is from RefSeq and is a predicted model, not a curated record.